CCCGUGCGAAACAUCCGAGUCUUGUUUCCGAGAGUGCGGAGAGAUUUCCCUUGUUUGAGAGAUGGCAAUGGUCCUGGAUUCAUUUGUUUCAAGAUACAUUGAACAAGUGACGGGCUUUGUUGAGGGAGAGAUAUGCAAAGUGCUGGGCGUGAAGAAGGAGAUCAAGACGCUGCAGGAGAAGCUGGAGAUGAUCAAAUGUUACCUCGAAAGCGCAGAGCGGAAAAGCAGUGGGGAUCCCGGCAUCGAGGCCUGGGUGAGGAAGCUGAAAGACAUCAUGUACGAUGCCGACGACAUCAUCGAUCUGUGCAUGAUGGACGGUGGCAAACUGUUGGAGGCUGGGGGAUCAGCAUCGGCUUCGGGGGUAAGCUUCGCUUUCAGCUUUGUUUCUUCUUGCUUUCUGUGUACCAAACACCGCCAUGAGAUUGCGGGUGAAAUCGAAGCCAUUAAUGGUAGACUGAAACAAAUAGCUGAGCAUACCUCCAUCCUUAGUAAUCUACAGUCUUCUGGUAGUCACCAACCCCAACCCGAAAAACCAACUGUACUUGAGACGACUCCCUUGGAAGUCGAGGGGGACAUCGUCGGGGGACAAAUCGAAGUAGAUGCUGAUACUCUAAUCAAUGCCAUGCUAGAGGACACCAAACAAAAAUGUCGUAUUUUUGGGAUUGUUGGAAUGGGCGGAAUCGGGAAGUCCACUCUGGCACGUAAAAUACACAAUGAUGAAAGGAUCAGAGUCAAUUUUCCCAUUCAGAAAUGGUUGUAUAUCUCUAAGAAUUAUUCGGAGACGAAGUUACUCAGAAUGUUAAUUCGGUGUGCAGGAGAUGAAACCAAAGCAGAAUCUUUUGAGGAAGACAGCAGAGCAGAAAUGGAACCCAAACUUGCCUCACUCGUUACUAAAAAUUGGACUACGAAGAUGUAUCGAGAUUUACCCUGAAAUUAGUAAUGGCAUGGUACGAAGAGAGAUAUAGUAAAUUUUAUUUCUAAAUAUCUGAUAUGUCAGUAGGUGAAAGUAGAACAUUGAAUACCGACAGAAAAAUUGUAAAGAAUUUGAAUUUCUAAAUGGAUGUGAGAGCAAAUUAUUAUGGAGUUUGUG
This is a messenger RNA of Musa acuminata subsp. malaccensis (wild Malaysian banana), 1090 nucleotides long. NCBI's taxonomy places the organism in Eukaryota, Viridiplantae, Streptophyta, Magnoliopsida, Zingiberales, Musaceae. The record is from RefSeq and is a predicted model, not a curated record.